CGUGGCUGUGGGGGAAGGCGGCUCUGAAGGCCGGCGGGAGCCGCGCGGGAGCCGCCGCCAUGGCUGACGAGAUCAGCAAGGCGCAGGCGGCGCGUCCCGGCGGGGACACCAUCUUCGGGAAGAUCAUCCGCAAGGAGAUCCCCGCCAACAUAAUUUACGAGGACGAGCAGUGCCUCGCGUUCCAUGAUAUUUCACCCCAAGCUCCAACACAUUUCUUAGUGAUUCCUAAGAAGCCAAUUGUCAGAUUGUCUGAAGCAGAAGAUUCUGAUGAAUCUCUUCUCGGACAUUUAAUGAUUGUUGGCAAGAAGUGUGCUGCUAACCUGGGCCUGACCAAUGGAUUCCGGAUGGUUGUGAAUGAAGGGCCUGAGGGUGGGCAGUCUGUCUAUCACGUACAUCUCCAUGUUCUGGGUGGUCGCCAGUUGGGCUGGCCUCCUGGCUAAGAUUUCUACACCACUGGAGUUCACUGCAUGCAUACAAGUUACCACCAAAUAGAUUUAAUAUGUUGUCCAUCAAUCUAGCCACUGUUAGUGUAUUGUUUUUUUUUUUAAUGUGUGUCUACACAGGGUAAUAAAUGCUCUGAACAGCAUUCGCACAAUAAAGAUUAAGCAUGUGGGAGUCA
This is a messenger RNA of Zonotrichia albicollis (white-throated sparrow), 619 nucleotides long. RefSeq names its product histidine triad nucleotide binding protein 1 (gene HINT1). Gene Ontology annotation, molecular function: catalytic activity. The record is from RefSeq and is a predicted model, not a curated record. NCBI's taxonomy places the organism in Eukaryota, Metazoa, Chordata, Aves, Passeriformes, Passerellidae.